This is a messenger RNA of Achroia grisella, 390 nucleotides long. It is a transcript of the gene CPR126, whose product is annotated as cuticle protein 19-like. NCBI's taxonomy places the organism in Eukaryota, Metazoa, Arthropoda, Insecta, Lepidoptera, Pyralidae. The transcript is spliced from 4 exons. Gene Ontology annotation, cellular component: extracellular matrix. The record is from RefSeq and is a predicted model, not a curated record. The coding region runs from base 1 to 390 and encodes 129 amino acids.
AUGCGUGCGUAUCAACUUAUUAUAUUGGCAGCCGUUUGCGCCGCCGUGAGUGCCGGCUACAUAGGCUAUUCGGGUUAUGGUGGAUACGCAGGAUAUGAUGCAGGAAAUGGCGGAUAUAACGGACACUCCGACUACUAUUCACAUCCAAAAUAUGCAUUCGAUUACUCUGUAAAGGAUCCGCACACUGGUGACUUUAAAAGCCAAUGGGAGACCAGAGACGGUGACGUCGUAAAAGGAUCAUACUCACUUGCGGAACCUGAUGGUACCACCCGCAUCGUCGAGUAUACCGCUGACAAGCACAAUGGAUUCAACGCAGUCGUAAAACGCAUCGGUCACGCACACCACCCGCAAGUCUACAACAAUUAUGAUAGUUAUCACGGUUACCACUAG